Drechmeria coniospora is the source of this 1269-nucleotide messenger RNA. Its product is annotated as oxidoreductase, short chain dehydrogenase/reductase family. NCBI's taxonomy places the organism in Eukaryota, Fungi, Ascomycota, Sordariomycetes, Hypocreales, Ophiocordycipitaceae. The record is from RefSeq and is a predicted model, not a curated record. The coding region runs from base 1 to 1269 and encodes 422 amino acids. The transcript has a single exon.
AUGCCAAUCCCCUUCAUCUUCUACGUCAUCGAGAAUGGCCCGCCCGACUGGCUCCGCGAUAACCAGUGGCCCAUCUUCUACACUUCCAUCGCCCUCACCCUGCUCUACACCCUCAAGAAGUGGACAUCAGGUCGAUCCAAUACGGCCGAGAGGCCACUUCACGGCAAGGUAGUCCUCUUCACCGGCGGCACCUCUGGCGUCGGCGCCCGAGCCGUCGAAGAGCUCGCCACCCGUGGUGCCCAGAUCGUCCUUCUCACCCACGCACCGCCCUCCGAUCCGUUCCUCGUCGAGUACGUGCAAGACCUGCGGGAGAAGACGCAAAAUCAAUUGAUAUACGCCGAGCAGGUCGAUCUAUCGAGCCUGCACAGCGUUCGAAAGUUCGCCACCCGAUGGAUCGACAAUGCGCCCCCGCGAAGGCUCGACAUGAUCGUCCUCUGCGCCGCCACCCUCACGCCCCCGGGCGGUGGGAGAACUGAGACGGGCGAGGGGAUAGAGGAGACGUGGAUGGUGAACUUUCUCGCCAAUUUCCACCUGCUUGGCAUCCUAAGUCCCGCCAUCAAGGCCCAGCCCUUUGACCGUGAUGUCCGCAUCAUCAUGGCCACCUGCUCCUCCUACAUCGGCUCGCCCUCGCUCAAGGAAGCCGUGCACGGGAGCAACUGGUCGCCAGCCGCGGCCUACGCGCGCAGCAAGCUCGCCCUCAACGUCUUUGGACAAGCAUUCCAGAAGCACCUCGACUCCUACAAGCGCCCCGACGAGCUCCCGAUGAAUGCCCGCGUCAUCUUUGUCGACCCCGGCCUCAGCCGAACCCCCGGCACGCGCCGUUGGCUCACCCGCGGCUCGCUCUACGGCCUUGCGCUGUACCUCCUCGGCUAUGCCGUCCCGUGGUUUCUGCUCAAGUCGCCCCACCAAGCCGCCCAGUCCAUACUGCACGCUGCCAUGGAGCUCGACCUCGGCCGGGGUCCUGGCGGGAAGCUCAUCAAAGAAUGCACCGAAGUCGACUUUGCUCGUGCCGAGGUCAAGGAUGACGAAGUGGCCAAGAGACUCUGGGAGGAGAGCGACGCGCUCAUCGAGAAGGUCGAAAAGGCAGAGGCGAAGAAAAGGGCAGCUCAGAAAAGCAAUGAUUCUGCAGACGGGAAGCGACAGGAGAAACGAAAUGCCGAUUCCGAUGAAACCGGCCGAGUCAAUGACAACAACAAGGGUGCCGAGAAGGAGAAGCAGGGCAGAAGAGGCGGCAAGUCAAAGGGCAAGAACAAAACCACUUCCUCAUGA